AUGCAAGCAGCAAGAUAUUAAUAUUAGGUACUAUCAGCUAACUGAUAACUGAAGUCUCAACUGUGUUUUAAUAGUUAAAAGCUUAAGUUAUAACUGUUGUAUUAUAAAUUUGGAGUUAUAGAUGUUUAAUGUUCACUUUACCGUUAAUAAUAUAAAUUUUAAAUAUCUGUUAUGGGUCAUUCAACGUGAAUAUAGCCACAGUAUUUUUUUAUCAAGUCUAGUAUACAUAAUCUAUCUUACUUAAUAGGUAAAUUGCAAGUUGGUUGAGAUCAAAAUGAAGAAGAAAAGUGCAACUAGUACACCUAAAACAAAUUGUAAUGUAGAAGAAACUAAUUUGAAUACAAUUAAAAAAAAAAAAUUAACUAGCAGACAAAAGAAAGCUUUGACAAAAGUUUUAGAAAAAAAGCAAAAAAGUCAAAAGAGAUCUGACAUGCUCAAUGAAUUGAAAAGCUUAGAGCUUUCAGCACCUACAUUAUCCUUGAUGACAUCUAUUAGCCAAACACAAACUACUGGAUUAAGAAACGUUAUGAAAGAAAAAAAAAAACAACAAACACCAAAAAAAUCAACUAUCAACCAAAACAGUUCAGGUGUAAUGUUAAUUAACGAGGAUAAUGGAAUCAAUGAACAAAUGAAGAGCUAAAUUCCUGAAAAAUUACUUUUUUUGGAGUAUAUUGUGUUAAAUUGAUAAAACAUUAUAGAGGUGGCCAUAUAGAUUUCACCUCCUUAUGUGCCGUUUUGGGUAACCAAUUCAAAUAUUCAUCCAAUAAAUCUAAAGAAAAAAAUGUUUAUAAUAUUAUACGUGUAAAAUAAAAAAACAUCAAAAUGUUAUAAACAUUACAGUUUGAAUUUGUGCUCCAAC
Messenger RNA from Adelges cooleyi (spruce gall adelgid), 859 nucleotides. RefSeq lists its product as uncharacterized. Lineage: Eukaryota; Metazoa; Arthropoda; Insecta; Hemiptera; Adelgidae. The transcript is spliced from 4 exons. The record is from RefSeq and is a predicted model, not a curated record. Bases 275 to 640 code for a protein of 121 amino acids.